This is a messenger RNA of Diplodia corticola, 1467 nucleotides long. RefSeq names its product cytochrome p450 oxidoreductase. The record is from RefSeq and is a predicted model, not a curated record. Gene Ontology annotation, molecular function: oxidoreductase activity, acting on paired donors, with incorporation or reduction of molecular oxygen; heme binding; monooxygenase activity. The transcript has 7 exons. NCBI's taxonomy places the organism in Eukaryota, Fungi, Ascomycota, Dothideomycetes, Botryosphaeriales, Botryosphaeriaceae. The coding region runs from base 1 to 1467 and encodes 488 amino acids.
AUGGGGCUCGCGCUUUACCUUUCGAUCCUGGCCUUGGGCGUGCUGAUGGCCAAGUCCAUCAUUCAAGCCAUCAGAUCGCCGCUCCGCUCGAUACCCGGCCCCCCGCUCGCCCGGUUCACGCGGUUAUGGUAUCUCAAAGAAGUCUGGACGGGAACAUUUCCGUGGACGAACAUUGACCUGCACCGAAAACACGGGCCUGUCGUCCGCAUCGCCCCGAACGAAUACUCCAUCGACGACCCCGAGGCGGUGAGGAUCAUCUACGGACACGGCACCGCCUUCACAAAAGGGCCGUGGUACACGGCCAGCGGCGUGCCGCACCAGGCCAACCUAUUCAACGACACCAACCCGAAGUCCCAUGCCGCCGAGAGGCGCAAGUUCGCGUCGCUGUACUCCAUGUCGGCGUUGGUUGGCAUGGAGGAGGCGGUCAACAGCUGCAUCGACUACUUCAAGGACAGGCUGACGGACUUCGCGCGCUCCGGGGAGACGUUCGACCUGCCCUGGUGGAUGCAGUGUUUCGCUUUCGACACGAUCGGGGAGAUGUCGCUAUCCAAACGUUUUGGCUUCCUCGACGCCGGCAAGGACCCUCUAAGCAUCAUGUCCGGCCUGGACGUCUUUCUGCUGUAUUGCGCCCGCGUCGGGGUGCUCCCCGAGACACACCCCAUCAUCUUCAAGAUCAUGUCUUUGUUCGGCGCGAAUCCUCUCGAAAAUGUCGGCGAGUUUGCCAGAGAGCAAGUGCAAGCCUACAAGCAAAACGUCGAGGGCGAGACGUUCCUGUCAAAGGCUCUGCGAAUCCACCACGAACAACCGGAGCGGCUUUCGCAGGAUGACAUACUGGGAAUUUGCCAGAUGAAUCUGUUUGCUGGAUCCGACACGUCGAGCAUCAGCCUCACAAGCAUUCUGUGGCACCUCCUGCAAAACCAAGAUGCGCUGGUCAAGCUGCGGGCCGAGGUUGACCAAACGUAUUCGCAAAACCACGUCAAGAACACCGUCACGUUCGCCGAAUCGCAAAACAUGCCCUACCUGCAGGCCGCCAUCAAAGAAGCCUUGAGGAUGCAUCCCGCCACAGGCCUUCCUCUCAGCAGAGUGGUGCCGAAAGGCGGAGCAACCAUAUCGGGGCACUUCUUCCCGGAAGGAACGAUCGUGGGCAUCAACUCAUGGGUCGCGCACAACAACAAACACGUCUUUGGCGACGACGUGGAUAAAUUCAGACCGGAGCGGUGGCUCGUCAGCAAAGAAGCCGAACAGAUUCUGGACAGGUACUGGUUGCCGUUUGGCCACGGAUCGAGGACUUGCAUCGGCAAGAACAUCGCGCUCAUGGAAAUCUCCAAGGUGAUUCCGCAUCUGCUCAGGCACUUUGACCUUGCGCUGGUGCGUCCGGAGCAGGCACCCACCCUUCACAAUGUCUGGUUCGUGAAGCAAACCAACAUCCGCGUCACGGUCAAGGUGCGGAAACUCGACCGCGUGUGA